GGCGGGCGAUUUGAAAUUAAUCGAGCGCCAAUCACAGUGCAUUCCGAUUGGAUGAAGUCCGACCGCCAGUUAACAGUUUCCCAUUUUGUCCUAAAUUGUUAUUCGCCGCCAGCCUGCUUGAAAUUAAUAAACCAAUCGCAGCAAGUGGAUCCUUUAAUAGGCAGUCGGUGUUCAGCCAAUCAUAAGCGAUGGGCCGGCCCUUCCCAGCGGAAUAAAAGCCUGUGCUGGAGCUCGUUUCGUCUAUCUUGUUCCUGUAUUUCAGUCUGUGUUCUCAAUUCCGAAGCAGAAUGGCCCGCACCAAGCAGACAGCGCGCAAAUCGACUGGCGGAAAAGCUCCUCGCAAACAGUUGGCGACCAAAGCGGCGCGGAAGAGCGCUCCUGCCACCGGCGGAGUGAAGAAGCCUCAUCGCUACCGGCCCGGCACCGUGGCUCUGAGGGAGAUCCGGCGCAACCAGAAACCAACCGAGCUGCUCAUCCGGAAGCUUCCCUUCCAGCGCCUGGUCCGGGAGAUCGCUCAGGACUUCAAAACCGAUCUGCGUUUCCAGAGCUCGGCCGUCAUGGCCCUGCAGGAGGCAAGUGAGGCUUACCUGGUCGGGCUCUUUGAGGACACUAACCUGUGCGCUAUCCACGCCAAGCGAGUCACCAUUAUGCCCAAGGACAUCCAGUUGGCCCGCCGCAUCCGCGGGGAGCGCGCCUAA
Messenger RNA from Hypanus sabinus (Atlantic stingray), 698 nucleotides. Its product is annotated as histone H3-like. The coding region runs from base 288 to 698 and encodes 136 amino acids. The transcript has a single exon. Gene Ontology annotation, molecular function: DNA binding; protein heterodimerization activity; structural constituent of chromatin. The record is from RefSeq and is a predicted model, not a curated record. Gene Ontology annotation, cellular component: nucleosome. NCBI's taxonomy places the organism in Eukaryota, Metazoa, Chordata, Chondrichthyes, Myliobatiformes, Dasyatidae.